AUUUAUUUUCUCUCUCUGCUAUCUGAGCUCAAAGCCAACCCCAUUUCUCUCUCCAUCUCUCUAUCUCUCUCUCCGAUUCAAACCACCACCGCUCCGGCCGGCGACGGACUCCGAAGAUCAGCUCCGAGCUUCAUUCACGGCGUCACUGUAAUUUUGAUUUUUUAAAAGAACUUUAGCUGCUGCAAUUUUGUGGCUGGAUUAUCGAUGCCUGGAAACGAAGUUGGAGACAGGGUCCACAAUUUCUUUGGCCAAGAGAACUUGUCGCAGGGUCAGCGUCAUCCGCAGGCCACUGACGGGAAUUGGCCUGGUCUAAGUAACAAUUUGUGGGUCGGAAACCAGCAACAAGUUGGCUCUCCUGUUAAUUCAAGUUCAAAGAGUUGCAAUUUACAACCAGUGGCAGAUUCUGAGAGAAGGCAUGGGAGUCCGUCUUUGCAUGUGCCUCAUGGUUUGAAUUUUAUGCAAUCAAAUUUGAGACCGGAGUUUGGCAGAGCUCAGUCCCAAAUUCAACAGCCGACUGCAAAUGGCUAUAUGCAUGGGCAUCAGAUGUUCCAGACAAGACAGAAUGAAGCUAAUUUUCUGGGAGUGGACACAGAGUCUGAUAAGCAAAAUCUAACAUCAAGAGGCUUGUCUACACCUGAAUCACGAGGAAGUGGUCCUGAACUUGCUAACAAUAAUUCAGCGAGACUGGAAACUUCAGAAUCUCCUGUUGGUUUUGAUUUUUUUGGUGGUCAACAGCAAAUGAGUGGGCAGCAUCUCAGCAUGAUGCAGUCUUUGCCAAGGCAGCAGCAACCACGUAUUAGUGACAUGCAGCAAUUACAAAGACAGGCAAUGUUCACACAAAUUCAAGAUUUUCAAAGGCAGCAACAACUUCAACAACUAGAAAGGCAACAGCAGGUUUUUGCAAAUCAAGCUUCCUCCAUUGCAAAACAGGCUGCUGGUAACCACUCACCUGCCCUGAUGAAUGGUGUCACAAUCAAUGAGGCAUCCAAAAAUCAAUGGCCACCUAAUGUUGUGGCAGGUAACACAAACUGGCUGCAGCGCGGUGCUUCCCCUGUUAUUCAGGGGGGACCUAGCGGUCAUGUGUUGUCCCAUGAACAAGCUCAGGCAUUGCGCUUGAUGGGCUUUGUCCCCCAACAGGCUGAUCAAUCUGUAUAUGGUGUUCCAAUUUCGAGCUCGACCGGAACACCAGGUUCAUAUUCUCAUUUUCAAGUGGAAAAACCGGCAAUGCAGCAGGUAUCAAUCAGUCGUAAUUCAUCUCCAGGUAAUCAGUAUGCUGCAUUUUCAGGCCCAGUCGGCAUGCUAGAUGGAUCUCUGCUUUCUAGACAGGAAUUUCAAGGGAAAAGUACGAUUGGACCUUCGGCUGCUCAAAGCUUGAACAGUGGAUUUAAUUUGGAAACCUUGCAUCGAGUUAAUUCCCAACAAAGAAAUGAACCCAUAGAUGAAUUCCAAGGGAGGCAAGAGCUAGUUAGAUUGUCAGAACCAGCACCGGAGAAAGCUGUUGGGCAGGUUGCACCCUCACAGGGUGUGGCCACCCUAGAUCCAACUGAAGAAAAGAUUUUGUUUGGUUCAGAUGAUAAUCUCUGGGAUGCUUUUGGCAGGAGCACCAAUGUGGGAAUGGGAGGUUCUAGCAUACUGGACGGUGCUGAUAUCUUUGGGGGACUACAAAGUGGAACUUGGAGUGCUCUUAUGCAGUCUGCUGUUGCAGAAACUUCUAGUGGUGAUGGAGGGCUUCAGGAAGAGUGGUGUGGUCCUAGUUUUCGAAACUCAGAACCUCCGGUUGGGACUCAGCAGGCCUCAAGUUUUGGCAGUACUAACAAACAACAAUCUAGUUGGGCUGGUAACUUGCAUUCAUCCUCUGAUUUGAAUUCUAGACCCACUACACACUUUGCUGAUGCCAAUAGGCCCAGUACCAGUGGUAGUUUCUCUAGUAUUCAAGGAUUUCAGCAAUCAGGACCUAAAUCUUUGCAUGAAAGAGGAGACAUUUUUCAGACUGAUUCUUCUCACAGGUUUGUGACACAGAGUCCUGAACAAGGAGGUAAAUGGUUGGAUCACAACUCUCGACCACAGCCAACCGCAGACGGUAGUCAUGACAACUAUGGAACUAUUAGUCAUUCGUCAGGUAGGGAAAUAAAUGCAAAUAGCCUUUCAAGUUCUUGGAACCGUCAAGAAAGAGGUUCUUCACAAGAUAACCAGCCAAAGAAUAUGUCAAAUGGUUGGAAUUUUACUGAAUCUGUGUCAACAGAUGGGGGUAAUAAUCUGAAAAAUCAUGGGAAUCAGAUCUUAUCACGGCAUGCUGAAGGUGGAGAACUUAAGAGAGGCAUGCAUGAAGAAAUGAGCCGAGCUGCUGGUAUGUGGAAGACUGAUUCUGCUCCACACUCAAAUGUCGAAGUGGCACAUGCAAAGUAUGCUAGCCCACAAAUCAAUAGAGAAGGUUCAAGUAUAAACAGUGCUGCCAAAUCAAAUUCCAGCACUGGAAGAGCCUACCGUGAAAGCCAGCAACAUCUUACAAACAAUUGUGAUUUCUGGACACCUGUUGAUUCUUCAGUGAACACUACAGGAAAAGAGGGUCUGGGAAAAAAUCAGCAUAAUCUGGACAAGAACCACCUGAUUUUGGAGUCAUCGGGGAACAAUUUUGUAGAGAAAGGGGUAGUUGAAAUGCAUGGUAUGGAGGACAACAUUACGCAGGAGAAUUCUAAUGCGUAUCUCCAUGCUUCUACUGGGGGCAUGAAGCAAAGUGUCGUCUCAGAUGCUGGCAAUUCACGUACUUUACCUGGAAGCAAACAACACUCAUCGGGCAACGUUGGUCGCAAUCCCUCUGCAACUCGCAAGUUUCAGUAUCAUCCGAUGGGGGAUGUUGGCCUCAAAACGGAACCUUUUUCUGGAAGAAAACACGUGACACAUUCACAGGCUAUGUCCCAACAGGACCCUCGAGGAUUGAAAAGCCAUAACCAAGGGAGUUUUGGGCAAUCAAAGUUUAUGGGUCACGCUGAUAGAAAUUCUAUGGAAAUAGAAAAGGCUAACAUAAGAGGUCUGGACGAGCCACCUUCAAAAAGCAUGCUUCCAGGUUUUGCCCCAAGUACGUCUACUCCAUUUGACAGAUCUACUGGUAAUAAAAACAAUACCCCAAACAAGGCUGCAUCAUUAUCAAGUCAACAUAUGCUUGAACUUCUUCACAAGGUGGACCAACCAAGGGAGCAUGGUAAUGCUACUCACUUCAGCCCUUCUGAUCGCAACAUGUCUUCUGAGAUGCCUGAAGUGGAAACUUCUGAUGGAUCAGUAGGUCAUAUUCAGAGAAGUCAAUCAUCUGUCUCUCAAGGUUAUGGUUUACAGCUGGCUCCUCCAUCUCAACGGAUUACACCCGCAAACCAUACCCUGUCAUCUCAGGAUUCCUCACAAGCAGAUCUGGGUUCAGGUCGUGUCCAUCCUGAGAUGGGAGAAAAAAGUCAUGCAUGGUUAACCUCAACAGCAGCUGUUCAGUCCUUGCCAUCCUCUCAUGACGCAGCUCAAAGGGAAUUAAGAAAUAGUAUCUCUGGUAGCUCAGGACAUACAGGAAAUAAGGCCCUGGCCCCCCAAUACCAUAUUCAAGGAGGUUUAUCUUCAUCUUCUGAAUAUGGUUAUCCUCAUUCAAGAAGUCAACUUGAAAAUCAGCACCUGACUGCAGCAAGUGGCCAAGUAAAUGCAAGCCAGUCUGUUAGUAUACCUUUUGAUAGGCUUGCAUUUCGUCCCCAACAGUUGGGUGAAUCUUCUGAGAGAGCUCAAGCUAAUCAAUCUCCUGUGUCAUCAGUGCAAGAUAAAUCUGAAAUUGCUUCACAGGAUAACAUAAAUUCUGCUGAGGCAUCAGUUCUGAACAUGGCUGAACAGUCCAAUUCAAGAGGUGCUGCCCCAAAAAUCCCAGAAACAGAUGCCGAGCCUUCUGGUACAUCUGCCCAUCAAGGUGCUGUUUCUAAAGUGUUGAAGAAUGUGUGGACCAGCAUUCCAUUUCAGCAACCUCUAGUAACUGCUGAACCUUCUAAGGCUCAAUCUCAGUUAUUUAAAUCCCAGUCCCAGCUUCAAUCAAAUAAUCACUUCAUAACAAGUUCUCACGAUUCACGAAAACUCAAUGAGCAAGAUACCCAGGAAAGAGGGAAUGGCUUCUCUGCAUUUGGUGUAUAUAGUUUAGAUUUGCAAAGCUCCGGUAUGAAAGAGCAGCCAUCCAAACAACACAACGGGCAGCAAGUAUCAGUGGAGAACAUUCAGACUGGUCAAAAGAUCAAUGUAUCACAGGGAAAAGAAUUAAAUGCAAAUAAUCUUGAGGUUUCUGCUUCAAACUCUGCUGCUACUCAAAGAGAUAUUGAAGCUUUUGGUCGUUCUUUAAGGCCAAAUAUCAGUUCCCACCAAAGUUAUUCUUUGCUGAAUCAAGUACAGGCCAUGAAAAGUACAGAGAGUGAUGGAAGUGAUCUUAGUGUGAAGAGAUUGAGAGGUCCAGAUUCUGGUGUGGAAACUCAGCAGGUGAGUCCCCAGGGAGGACCACAAUUAUCUUACGGAUACAAUACUAUGAGAAGAGAUUCAUCAGUUGAUCAUACCCCACCUCCUGGAGAUCCUAAAAUGCUAAGCUUUGCAUCAAAACUCGGGGAUGCUCGACUUUCGAAUGCAUCUAGUCAGGAUAUGUUUGCAUUUAGUCGGAAGAAUCCUCAGAGUUCUUCUAGUGGUAGUAAUGCAUCUUCUCUCAGAGGUGAACAGUCUCAAGUUAGUCCUCAGAUGGCGCCAUCCUGGUUUGACCAGUAUGGAACCUUAAAAAAUGGGAAACUAUUGCCAAUCCAUGAUACACUUAGAGCCACUAUGAAGACUAUGGAACAACCUUUCAUUGCUGGAAAGCCAGGUGAUCUUCAUGCUCGCCAACAGAUGGAGGAACCCAUUGCUACAUCCGUUGCUAGUACUACCCCACAGUGUUCAGCUCUGAAACCUGCUUCCAAUGAGCAAUUAACUCCCCCUCUUUUACUGCGUCCUGAUGCAACUGACGAAGCUUUGACUGUUGAUAGACCAAAGAAGCGUAAAACUGCUACAUCGGAACUUUCACCAUGGCGUGAAGAGCUGACCAAGGUUUCCCAAAAGCUUCCAAACAUGAGAGUGGCAGAUGCAGAGUGGGCUCAAGCAACCAACCGACUGGCUGAGAAGCAGGUGGAAGAUGAAAGUGAGGUGAUUGAAGAUGGACCGCCAGUGUUUAGGUCCAAAAAGAGGCUUAUCUUGACAACACAGCUUGUGCAGCAAUUGCUUCGGCCUCCGCCUCUAGCAGUUCUCUCUGAAGAAACGACCUCUUCCUUUGAGAGUAUAACUUAUUUUGCUUCUAGACUGUCACUAGGUGAUGCCUGUACUGCAGUUUCCUGCUCUAGAAAUGAUAUUCAAUCCCAAUCACCACCGGACCAUGCAAACUGUUUGCCUGAGAAGCUUAAAACACCGGAGAGAGUUCGUCUUUACUUCCCAAAGGUUGUGGAAGACUUUAUGGACAAAGCAAGGAAGCUGGAAAAUGAUCUGUUGAGACUGGACAAGAGAACCUCCAUCUUAGACUUGAGAGUGGAAAGCCAGGAUCUGGAAAAGUUUUCUGUCAUCAAUCGGUUUGCUAAGUUCCACGGGCGACCACAAGGUGAUGGGGUUGAGGCCUCAUCAUCAUCAGAUGCUCAUUCGAAUGCUCAAAGAACCUGCCCCCAGAAAUAUGUUACUGCACUUCCAGUGCCUAGAAAUCUGCCAGACAGGGUACAAUGUCUUUCACUUUAAUCAUUAAUUGAUUAUUUUUUCCUCUCGGCCAUUUGUCUCCCCAAGCCCUCUUCAGUCUCUGGUAAACUUUUCAACUUAUUUAAACGGGUCUUCGCAACAGCAAUUACACAAGUGGGGACGUAGGAGGAGAAUGAAUUGUAGAAUGUCUCCUUUUAAGUAAUGGAGGCUUCUAGUUCCUUGCAGUAUAGACCAUUGAUGUCCUUUUUGAGAAAUAUAAGAUGGUCUUUGUAUACUGUGAAAAGUCUAGAAAGUAACUGCUAUGCCCCAUCAAUUUUUUGGCUCAAGGGGAAGGAUAGAACCGCAGACUGGUUACUCCAAAUUGUACA
Argentina anserina (silverweed cinquefoil) is the source of this 6077-nucleotide messenger RNA. RefSeq lists its product as uncharacterized. NCBI's taxonomy places the organism in Eukaryota, Viridiplantae, Streptophyta, Magnoliopsida, Rosales, Rosaceae. The coding region runs from base 205 to 5751 and encodes 1848 amino acids. The transcript has 9 exons. The record is from RefSeq and is a predicted model, not a curated record.